Grammomys surdaster is the source of this 1537-nucleotide messenger RNA. RefSeq names its product tissue factor pathway inhibitor 2 (gene Tfpi2). Lineage: Eukaryota; Metazoa; Chordata; Mammalia; Rodentia; Muridae. Gene Ontology annotation, cellular component: extracellular region. Gene Ontology annotation, molecular function: serine-type endopeptidase inhibitor activity. The transcript has 5 exons. Gene Ontology annotation, biological process: negative regulation of peptidase activity. The record is from RefSeq and is a predicted model, not a curated record. The coding region runs from base 104 to 796 and encodes 230 amino acids.
UGCUCCGCCCUGUCGGGGGUCCAGGAGUAGCUUAAAGGCUGCUCUCCUGCAAGCAAGCGAGCUCCCUCCCGGCGUCCAGAGAGCCACAGCACCACCCUGCACUAUGGACCCCGCUACGCCCCUGCGACUGUGGAAUCUGCCGCUGCUCCUGGUGGGCUCUGCCCUUAGUCUCGCUUCAGUAUCUGCCCAAGGGAAUGACUUAGAGACCUGCCUCUUGCCCUUGGACAAGGGACCAUGUCAGGCCGUUGUCCCCAGGUUCUACUAUGACAGGAACCAGCAGAAGUGCCGCAGAUUCAAGUAUGGAGGCUGCCUGGGCAAUGCCAACAAUUUCCACAGUCGGGAACUCUGCAAACACACUUGUGGAAAUAUCGAGAAAGUUCCUCCAGUUUGUCGAUUACAACUCAGAACGUAUCCAUGUGAUAAGCCCAAUAUACAGUUUUUCUUCAAUAUGAAUACCAUGAGGUGUGAGCCCCUUAGGCCUGGCCUGUGUAGCAGGACUAUGAACAUAUUCUCAGAGGAAGCUACGUGUAAGGACUUAUGUGAACCAAGGAGAAUUAUUCCAUCAUUUUGCUCCACUCCAAAAGAUGAAGGCCUGUGUUCUGCCAAUGUGACCCGCUAUUAUUUUAAUUCAAGAAACAAAACCUGUGAGACCUUCACCUAUACUGGCUGUGGUGGGAAUGAAAAUAACUUUUAUUACCUGGAUGCUUGCAACCGUGCCUGCAUUAAAGGCUGGAAGAAGCCCAAGAGAAAGAAGAUAGGUGGUUUCCUGCCCAAAUUUUGGAAGCUUCAUCCUUAAGCAUUUUCUCAUACUUAAGGAAACAAAUCAUUAGGAAAUUUGCUCCUCUGACUUUACUGAUGUGCUACUUUUUUUUUAACACCUGUAUAUUUUUAUUCAUACCAAGCUGCUUUCCAAAUGUGAAACUAUCAUUUUUCAAUGUACUGUUCAAAUGUUUAAGAGACUGAAUCGUUGCAGUGUAUCAGAUAUGAAUGUGAACAUGACUCACCCAACUUCAUGGGAUAGCUAGUACUAACUUCAGAAGACAAUGGUUACUAAAAUAACAGAAGACAAUCUAAGUGUGCAGUUUUAACCUAUAUGAGCAUCAACAGGAAUGGCAGAACUGUUUCAUUAUGAACUUAAAGUUUGGAUUAAAUUUUAGGCUAUAGGAGACAAGUAGCUGGUUUAUGAACACUUUAUCCAAUCAUUCCACUGGGGUAUUACUUAUACCUUGGCCAAGUGCCCUUCCAUACCUUUCUUGCCAGAUUAUAAUAUUAUGAAGAAGGUGAGUUAUUUCAAAGGUAUAAUUAUUAUUGGAUGGAUUUAAACUAUUGGUGAUUUAUGAAAAGAAGGACAUUUUUCCUAGGAAAAAACCAUUAUAUAUUCAAUUCUGUGUUGAAAUCUUCUUUGACCCUAUGUGUUGCAUUAUUCCCUCCGACAAAAUGUUUUGGAGAACAGAAACUACUGGAUCUUUUGUACUAUGUAAGAAAGGCAUGAAGGAUUUGUCUUGAAUUUCACCAAUAAACUCUUUUUAAAAGUGGU